AUGGGUGGUGUAACGAAGCUCACUCGGGAAGGCUGGUUUUUUGUUGGCCUUGCAUCGUCGUUUCCGGACACCACACCAGGGGAUCUACCACUGUGUGAACCGCGCUCGUCCGCCAGGGGGUGCAAGGUCUUCCGCGUGUCCAGGCAACCCUAUGGCGAGGUAGUUCAGUUCGAUGUCUCUCCGGAGACGAGCGCGGACGGGCUCAGGGACCAAGUGCUCGUUUUUAAAUACAAAGGCAAAAUGUAUGCCGUAGAUCAACAAUGUCCGCAUUCGUCGUACCCUCUUUCAAACGGAUCUGUAUUCGAUAUCGAGGACUUUGGGCUUGCACUCAGUGCAGGCAUCACCUGUCCGAAGCACUCAUGGUCGUUCGAUCUUGUCACGGGUAUGGCUGAUCGGGGAAACUACAGGCUGAAAAUUUGGGAAGUUCAAUAUAGAGAUCCUGUUGAGGUGGAUGUCAGCACGACGACGGACCAUGGAGGAAUGGAUGCUGAUCAAGAAAUCUGGGUGCGCCGCAAACCAAGAAUCGGUUAA
Punctularia strigosozonata HHB-11173 SS5 is the source of this 531-nucleotide messenger RNA. RefSeq lists its product as uncharacterized. The coding region runs from base 1 to 531 and encodes 176 amino acids. Gene Ontology annotation, molecular function: 2 iron, 2 sulfur cluster binding. The transcript is spliced from 3 exons. The record is from RefSeq and is a predicted model, not a curated record. NCBI's taxonomy places the organism in Eukaryota, Fungi, Basidiomycota, Agaricomycetes, Corticiales, Punctulariaceae.